This is a messenger RNA of Lottia gigantea (owl limpet), 1506 nucleotides long. RefSeq lists its product as hypothetical. The transcript has a single exon. NCBI's taxonomy places the organism in Eukaryota, Metazoa, Mollusca, Gastropoda, Lottiidae. Gene Ontology annotation, molecular function: zinc ion binding; ubiquitin protein ligase activity. The coding region runs from base 22 to 1437 and encodes 471 amino acids. The record is from RefSeq and is a predicted model, not a curated record. Gene Ontology annotation, cellular component: endomembrane system; endoplasmic reticulum.
UAUCUCUUGCUAGUUUUUACUAUGCCAGUUUUUGCCAGACUUACUGGAUUUUCUUCAGAUUUAUUAUUAGUUGUUCAUAACUUUGCUUCAGUUUUUACAUUAUUAAUGAUUGUGUUUUAUUUAUUUAAUAAUCUAAGUAAUAUAAUUGAUAUUUGUCAAGAAAGUAUAAAUGAGGCAUAUUUUGCAUUUAAGACAUUUGGUCCAUUACCAGUAUUAAUAACCUUCUGGAAGUCAGUAUUUUUAUCGGUUCAGAUGUUAAUAUUUUGGGUAUUGAUGUUUUCUUGUCAUUUUUAUUUAUUUAUAAUGAGUGAUGAUGAAAGUAAUAGAUUAUUCUAUGAUGAAGGGUGGCUAGUUGUUAUUUUAGCUAGUUUAGGAGAGUGCUGUACUACUCCAGUUAGUUUAUUUGCAUUCUGUGUAAUGAUAUCCUACACAUCAUUCGGAGUUUUAACAUUAACUAAAUUUUACUUACAAGGUUUUGAGAUGACACCAUUAGAUUUUGAUGGAUCUCGUGGAUGGACUGAAGGGUUUACCAUGUUAUUAAUAGCAGUGCAGACAGACUUGUUAGAUUUAUCAAUAUUACAAAGAGCGUUUUUAAUGAGUAUAUUAUUGUUUAUUGUUGUAUCAUCAUUGAUACAAUCAAUGUAUGAAAUAGUGGAUCCUAUAUUAUUAACAUUAAGUGCAUCGCAUAAUAAGCGCUGGACUAAACAUGCUCGCGCUAUUGGCUUAUGUACAUUUUUAUGGAUCUUUCCAUUGUUUAUGAGUUAUUUCAUUUGUCAAUAUUUUGAUUUAGAUUUCUGGUUAAUGGUUAUCAUUUCUAGUUGUUUAUUGACGUCUGUACAAGUUAUUGGUUCUCUGGUGGUUUAUGCUUUAUUUAUAUAUGAUUCAUUACGAACAGAACCAUGGGAAAGUUUAGAUGAUGUAAUAUAUUGGGCUAGAGCUUGUACUCGAGUUGUAGAGUUCCUAGUAGCUGUAUUUGUAGUAUGUUAUGGUUUUAAAGAGUCUAUAUUUGGUGAAUGGAGUUUGGUUAAUACCUCCAUAUUGUUAAUACAUUGUUAUUUUAAUGUAUGGCAAAGACUUCAGAGUGGAUGGAAAAGUUUUUUAUUACGCUGGAAAGCUGUAAAAAAAGUGGAAUCAUUGUUACUAGCUACAAGUGAACAGUUGGAAAACUAUAAUGAUGUUUGUUCUAUAUGUUUCCAAGAGAUGAAAUCUGCCAGAAUUACUCAUUGUAAACAUUUUUUUCAUAGUGUUUGUUUACGCAAGUGGUUGUAUAUAAAAGAAACUUGUCCAAUGUGUCACCAAGAAAUAUGUAAAAGCAAUGACUUGGGGAAUGAAACUGCAAAUAAUGUAGAUGAUGGUGAUGGACUCAAUGAAUUUGAAAAUUUUAAUGAUUUUGACUUUUCAACUGAUGAAGAUCAAAGUGACAUUGAUAAUGAUUAAUUCAAGGAAUUAGUCAUAAUGUUAUGAAAUAUAAUGUAUUUAAAUGUUAAAUAAAUUAUUACAAAAGUU